UCUGGACAUCGUUUUUCGUGUUUUAAGAUAUUUGCAUAGAGAUUUUGCUACUAUGAAAAUAGAAAUGUAAUAUAGUUUAGUGAAAAUUGCUUAAUUUUGUAAAUACUGUGCAAGUGAAGUGAAUAUACGAGCACCCAUUAGUCAGUAUACCUGAUAGCCACGCGCAUCUAGUUGCGCUAGUGGAUUAGAGUAUAACGUGAAUGGAACUAAAGUUAGAUUUAAUUUUAAAACAGAAGCUAGAGUUAGAUGUUACAGAAACAACUCUAAUUAAGCAGAAUUUAAUACGACACGAAUAAUUUGUUUCAAGAUGGACGACCAAAGCAACAUGUCAGCAUUAACUAACGAGGACAAUUCUACGGACAGCGACUACACACCGUACGAAGACAGAUUGGAGACUUAUUUAGUACCAGUAAUAUUUGCGAUCAUAUUCAUCGUGGGUGUGCUGGGCAACGGCACCCUAGUCAUUGUCUAUAUCAGGCACAGAGGCAUGCGGAAUGCUCCGAAUACGUACAUUUUCUCCUUAGCUCUGGCGGAUUUGCUUGUCAUACUCAUUUGCGUGCCGUUCGUGUCUAUCAUCUACACGCUGGAGUCUUGGCCCUGGGGUGAAGCUAUCUGUAGAAUAUCUGAAGCGGGUAAAGACAUUAGCAUCGGUGUGUCAGUCUUUACCCUGACUGCGCUCUCGGCUGAACGUUACUGCGCUAUCGUCAAUCCAUUUAGGAAACUCCAGCUAAGGAAACUGCCGCUUGUAUGUGCCACAUUUAUUUGGGCAGCGGCGCUUAUCUUCGCCACACCAGCCGCCGUGUUCUCCAACACUGUUACUGCGCAUCUACACAAUAAUAUAACCAUUGUCUACUGCACUCCUUACCCUCAAGGCUGGAAGGAUUAUUCCAAAUGGAUGACAUUAGCGAAAGCAACAAUAUACUAUGCUUUACCUUUGCUGGUUAUUGCAAUUUUCUACUCCCUAAUGGCACAACGACUCUUGGCAAGUACUAGAGAAAUGCCUGGCGCAUUGCACGGGGGACAGGGGGAAGCUCAGGCUAAGGCUAGAAAGUCAGUCGCUCUUAUGGUGUUGAUUUUUGUUAUUGUGUUUUUUGUCUGUUUCCUGCCGUAUCAUGCUUUCGAGAUGUGGUUCCAUUUAUCGCCGACCGCAGAGUUUGACUACAACGAUUGGACGCACGCAUUGAGGAUAAUAGGAUUUUGUUUAAGUUUCCUGAAUUCGUGCGUAAAUCCGGUAGCGUUGUAUUGCGUCAGUGGUGUAUUCAGACAACAUUUCAAUCGCUACCUGUGCUGUCGUCGAAGCAGCUUGCAUCCUUCUUGUAGUUCCCGUCUCUCCAGAACCGCGAUCUGUGAAACCUCUUUUAGGAGCACACACAGACAUAGGUGCAAUAGAAAUCCGACAGAGAGCGUCGUUAUAUCUAACUAUGACUACGGAAGCACGAAGAAGAAAAACAAUAUUAUAACAAGGAAUAGCACUGACGGGGUCACCAUAAUGACUAUUAGAGAUUCCAAUGAUUUUCUCACAUGCGAUCUUAACGAAAAAUGUAUCAACAGAUAGAAUGUAGGUGUAACCGUAUAAUAAUUUUAAAAAAUGGCUCCUAUAUUUACUAUAAUAAAGACAAUUUUUAUAAAAUUUACUUUAAGAUAAUAAUUUAAAUCUCUAACUUCAGAGUCUCUGACGCUAAGUACCUUAGUGUAUUUUCAUAAAUUUACCUUUAAAAGAAGUUAUAUGUAAGUUCAGCAGUAAAUGUUUGUAAAUUGUUUUUUUGACCAACUUAAAUAGACUUUUCCUGUAAUAUACGUAUGUAAAAUAUAAAUUAUUUAAUCCUAAUGUAAAUUUACCUUA
Messenger RNA from Papilio polytes (common Mormon), 1843 nucleotides. It is a transcript of the gene NGR-A14, whose product is annotated as neuromedin-B receptor-like. Gene Ontology annotation, biological process: G protein-coupled receptor signaling pathway. Gene Ontology annotation, molecular function: G protein-coupled receptor activity. The record is from RefSeq and is a predicted model, not a curated record. Gene Ontology annotation, cellular component: membrane. The coding region runs from base 308 to 1555 and encodes 415 amino acids. The transcript has 8 exons. Lineage: Eukaryota; Metazoa; Arthropoda; Insecta; Lepidoptera; Papilionidae.